Dunckerocampus dactyliophorus (ringed pipefish) is the source of this 1868-nucleotide messenger RNA. Its product is annotated as zona pellucida sperm-binding protein 3-like. Gene Ontology annotation, molecular function: acrosin binding. The transcript is spliced from 11 exons. Lineage: Eukaryota; Metazoa; Chordata; Actinopteri; Syngnathiformes; Syngnathidae. The coding region runs from base 315 to 1850 and encodes 511 amino acids. Gene Ontology annotation, biological process: egg coat formation; binding of sperm to zona pellucida; positive regulation of acrosome reaction. The record is from RefSeq and is a predicted model, not a curated record. Gene Ontology annotation, cellular component: extracellular matrix.
GUUUAAACAUGUAAAGAACUUGUAUUUUGCCCUUAAGAGAGAAAGUGAGAAAUAGCUUUUGGAGCAGCAGUGAGAUUCCAAUCCAAGUCUAGAUGUGACCUUCCGAGUGCACAGCCAAGCAGAUGACUUGCAAUUCUAUUCCAUAAAGAGGAAAAUGGGACAGCAACGCCGCAAACGGAGCCCUCCAGGCUGGAGUCCAAUCAAGUCAUUAAGAAUGGGUGGAGUCUGAGCCAAAGCGUCAUAUCUUUCAUUUGAUCCAAGCAGAGAAGCAGCGCUGCUCCCUUAAAACACCCCGCUGUUGGGUGAUUGUUGUCAUGGGCUUCCAGGGACUGCUUUUACUCGGCCUUCUCCUGUCAGGUGGAAAUCCUCGUGUUGCUUCGCAAAGCCUUAACGUCAGCACCACUCAAACCCCAAACGAAAGGGCGCGGCCGAGCAAAGAGCCGUCCGCAUUGCCACAAACAACAGAUCAACAGUCAGAGAGGACGGAGCCGAGCCACCCAGGAGGUUCCCCUGCCAGCCAGCGGCUCUGGAUCCACCAGCUAAGAAGGCCCGUUGUUGACGAGCAUGUGCCAAACACGCAGGGACCGGAGGCUAGCGGGCCUCUGCAGCCAAGACUCCAAAAUGAUAUGCUCGAGACCAUCAUGCUAGGCCCGGAUCUCAACCCUCCUGCUGAGCCUGAUCCAAAGCUGCUGGUCGAUUUAGAGCAGCGGGUGCCGGUGCCAGCUGACAGCGUGGCGGUGCGCUGUGGAGAGGGAGAGGUCGUCAUAGAGGUCAAGCAGAACUUCUUGGGAAACAAUCAGCUGAUACGUCCGAGUGAUCUGACCUUAGGAGGCUGCGGCCUGCUGCACGUCGCUGACCGCAUACUGCGCUUCCGGACAGAGCUGCAGGGUUGCGGCAGCACCGCCAAGAUGACAGACGAAGCCCUCAUCUACACCUUCUCCCUCAUCUACUCCCCAGCACCCGUGGGCAGCACCUUCAUCUUUAAGACUAACCCCGUGGAGGUGCUGAUUGAAUGCCACUACCCCAGGAGGCGCUAUGUGAGCAGUGACGCCAUGGUGCCUCACUGGCAGACGUUUGCCUCCAGCGUGGUGACGGAGCGGCAGCUCCACUUCUCCCUGCGGCUCAUGACCGACGACUGGCAGUCGCACAGGCCCACCAGUGUUUACUUCCUGGGUGAUGUAAUGCGCAUUGAGGCCUCGGUCCUCCAGGGCCACCAUGUUCCACUGAGGGUCUAUGUUGACACCUGUGUGGCCACCUUGGACCCCGACCCCAAUUCUCAACCAGGGUACACCUUCAUCAACAAUCACGGGUGUCUAAGAGACGCUAAGCUGACGGGAGCCAAGUCCUACUUCAUGCAGAGAAGCCACGAGGAUAAACUCGCUUUCCAGCUGGAAGCCUUCAAGUUCCACAGAGAUCACAGGAAUUCUCUUUACAUCACAUGUCAGCUGACAGCCACCGCGAUCUCUGCUCCCGUCAGCGCGCAGUACAAAGCCUGUUCGUUCUUGACCGAAGCUAACAGAUGGGUGGCGUCGGGUGGAGACAACGAGGUGUGUAGCUGCUGCCAAAGCAGCUGCAGCCGGCAGAGGCGGAAAAGGAACCUUGAAGAAGAUGCUGGUCUCGUGCAGUGGAACGGGAGAGCCGCUCUGGGCCCCAUUCUGGUGGAAGAGUACUUCCACACGCGGGUGUCACAGCCACAAUCAAACUCCCCACUUCAGACACAAGCAGCUUCCUCCCCAUCUUUAGUCGUGCUGUGUGCAGUGGGUGCAGCACUGGCGGUGGUGCUGCUUGCUGUCAUGGCUGCUGCCAUUUGCAGCAGAGUGCACAAACCCCCUGUGAAGGUUUCUACCUGACUGAGGACAAUAAAAGAU